This is a messenger RNA of Ylistrum balloti, 1944 nucleotides long. RefSeq names its product reticulon-4-interacting protein 1 homolog, mitochondrial-like. NCBI's taxonomy places the organism in Eukaryota, Metazoa, Mollusca, Bivalvia, Pectinida, Pectinidae. Gene Ontology annotation, molecular function: oxidoreductase activity; zinc ion binding. The record is from RefSeq and is a predicted model, not a curated record. The transcript has 10 exons. The coding region runs from base 110 to 1315 and encodes 401 amino acids. Gene Ontology annotation, cellular component: mitochondrion.
ACUGUUAUCUAAGCAUCCUAGAUUGGAAAAAGCCUGAAGCAGAAACUACCUAGAUUUUAUAAAAUGAAAAAAAUAUCCUGAUUUUCAAUUCGCACUUCGAGGAAAAAAAAUGAUGCAUGUGAAGAUAUUGCGCCUCCUGUCACACCCCUUAGUGAAGUGCCAGCAGAGUUUUACAUGUUCACGACUGCAGUACUGGCGAAGAACUGCAUCAACUGCUGGAGAAAAAAGGAAUUUAUCACGAACAGCCAUGGGGUCCUGGCAGAUACAUGAUUAUGGUGGUCCUAAAUCUUUGACAUUUUCUUCCACUGCACGUGUCCCACGCAUUCACAGCCCAAAUGAAGUGCUGGUAGAGAUACAUGCUGCUAGUGUCAAUCCAAUAGAUGUACUCAUGACAAAGGGUUAUGGAAAAGACAUUCUGAAUGUCCUGAGAGGCAAGGCCUCACCCAUUUCAACUGCUGCAGAGUUUCCUCUUGUCUUUGGUCGUGACUUUUCUGGGGUCAUCACUCAGAAAGGAAAGGCUGUUCGAAACUACAAAGUUGGGGAUGAGGUUUGGGGAACUCUAGGAGGUCAGAAGCAAGGGUCACAUGCACAGUUUGCUGUUACUGAUUUGAGUGAGAUUUCUAAGAAACCCAAGUCUCUUAGCCACAUUGAUGCUGCUUCUAUCCCUUAUGUAGCAGCUACCACCUGGGCAGCAUUGGUGCGAGUUGGAGAAUUAAAUGCUAAAAACACACCAGGGAAAAGAAUUUUGGUUCAUGGUGCGUCUGGUGGAAUUGGAACUUUUGCAAUACAGCUGUUGAAGGCAUGGGGCGGCCAUGUCACUGCAAUCUGUGGUACAGAGGGAGUAGAUCUUGUACGUGACUUGAGGGCAGAUGCAAUAAUUGAUUACAAAACACAAGAUCCAAAAUCUGAAUUACUGCAGAUGGAAAAAUUUGAUUUGAUAUAUGAUCCACUUGGAAAAGAGAAGACAGGCUAUUCCAUUGACUUCUUGAAAAAUUGGGAAGGAGGAAAGUUUGUAACCAUAGCGUCUCCUCUCCUUCCUGAGACUGACAGUCACGGCCUCCUUCCUGGGGCCCUCAAAUGGGGAGCUGACUUAGGGUUAGACAUUAUCAAGGGUUUUAGAGAAGGAAAAAAUUACCGAGUAGCAUUCUUCAUGCCAGAUGGGAAAGCUCUGGGCACAAUAGCAAAGAUGGUGGAUGAAGAACAGAUAAAACCUGUAGUAGAGAAGGUGUUCACGUUUGAUGAAGUACCUACAGCUUAUGAGAAAGUCGGACAACUUCAUGGACGUGGAAAAACUGUGAUAUGUGUAAAACCAUGACAUCAAAAUAUUCUUUAAACUUAGAGCUUAUAUAAUUUCAGAGAAUCAAAAUUAUGAAAUAAGGAAUUUUGAAAAGAUGUUUUUCAUAAAUAAACCUGUGUUCAUCCAAAUGUUUAAAAGUUUUUUUCGUGUGUGUUAUACGUGUUCAUUAUCACCAAACUCAGAUUUUGUAAAUAAAGUGUGCAUGCAAAUAGUUAUUUGUUUUAGGUUGGUUCAUAACUGGAAAAAAUCCCCCCAAAAAUUGUUUGCCAAAGGGCUUUUCCAUACAUUGUUUUUUUGAUACUUUGGAUGGGGGAGAGGAGUUGACACUGAGUACAGCUGGAUUUGUUAGAAAGACAUGUUCUUGAUUUUUAUUCUUUUAUAUUUCUUUUUUGAAAUAGAAAGAAUUGUAAUAGAAAAGAUUCUGAAAUCACAAGAGCAAAUAUUUCUUAAAUGUUUCAGUAUACCGUAUUUUCAAAGCAUAAAUUUGAUUUCAUGUGUUGUUGGAAUAUGAAAUAAGAUAAAAUGUUCCAGCAAAUACAUGUACCUGUAAUAAAAUAUAAUAGUAUUAAACAUCCCUGGUUACUGUCAACAAGUAAUUUCUAUAUAUAGUAAUAUCUGAUAUACAAUAUCAUUUUAUGUUCAUGUUU